CGUGACGAUGUGAGAAGGUCUGUCUCGUAUUUAAAGCAACUGGCUAUGUUUUUUAAUGAGUUCAAGUUGACUGCCUGUGACUAUAUUACCAUAGAGGGGCCUUAGAACACAUCUUACCCGUCUCUACGGUCACAGGAGUGGCCGACCUUGGCGCUUACAUUGACGACGUACUGGUAAUCCCGAGCCGUUCCAUCUACUAAAACUGCCACACCAUUGAAUGACUUUGUUUAGUCGGCAUUUUGUAUUGUUAUCAGUCUUUUUAUUGCACACAAGUGAAGGUAAGGAGGCCGGUCACUGUGAGCGUCGGUGAAAAAGCAACAUGAUUAGCAUUUUUAAGCGGAAGAAACAACAUUUAACGAUCACCGCUGAUAAUCCGACGUAUACCGUAUACUACCUGGGCAAUGCACAUACAUUGCUGUCGAAUGGAGAGGGUUGCUGUGACAGCCAAGUGGAACGAGUGUGGACAAGAUCGAAACAGGGUAAGAAGGUCAGAAAAGUAAAUGUGACUAUUACUGCUCGUGGACUCAAACUAGAUUUUCUCGAUAAACCGAGACGUGGACCUUCCGCCCAAUUUUACCUGCUUCAUCGAAUUUCUUAUUGUGUGGCCGAUCGAAGCAACCAAAAGAUAUUUGCCUGGGUAUACCGCCACGAGUUAAAGAGAAAGGCGGUUGAACUUCGCUGUCAUGCAGUAUUGUGCAAUAAAUCAGAAAAAGCGAAAGCAAUGGCUUUAUGUCUCUACCAAAUAUUUACAUCGUCCUUUGUGGACUAUAAAAGAGAAAGAAAGGACCGGGAACGCAGGAACAAGGCGGACCCUUAUAAGCCACCCCUGCCGCUACGCAGAAUUCUUAACGGGGCUUCUAAAUUCCAUCCGCCAUUAGAUCGCAGCCGGAGUGCGCCAAAACUGUGUGCUAUCAGAGAAGACAAGGUACGCGAAGAAGCCGAGGAAGAAGAGAUGAACCAAAAUACUGUAUUCAGAGAUGACACACUUUUAGAUAUGUCUGACAGAAUGGCGCACAUCGCUAUUGGGAACGACGUUAGUGAGUUACAGAAAGACAGUGCUGUGACAGAGUUAUUGAGGGGCGACACCCACGACGACAGUCGAAACGACCCUAUCCCAGCUACCUGAACACUUGGGCGGUACUUUAUAAAUAAAUAUACACUAUAAAUGCUCUCGUUAACAGGUGGUUGUCAUUGAUGCAUUCUGCUACACGGUGUUCGGUACAACAACGACUACACCGUGUAAAUUGUCAUACAGUACAUAUCAUUCGUUCCAACCUGACAUGAAUUUGGUCGUCAUCACUGACAAACACUUUCAUUUUACGUCAGACAUUUGAAUAUUUCUCGCAGUUUUUUAUCCUUAGAUCUAUAUUUAUUAUUUCUAAUAUACGACUACCAGCAACACAACUUGAACUUGGGAUAUAUUUUAACGAGCAUGUGUUUUCGCCACAUGUGUGAAAUAUUUGCCCAGUGCUAACUGCUUGUACAGUGUGGGUAGUGCCAUUGCUUCGUAAUUAUUCACAAGCACACGUUAAAUGCACAUACAGAUUUGUCGGUCAAUCAUUACCAUGACAACCAUAUAAACUAAAACCACAGGACCAUGAUUAUCGUACACAAGACUGUCGUAGCUCACUGUCUCGCUAAUUUCACAUCUCGUAGCCAUCACCUAUGAAAAACAAUUCUCAAAAUGAAUGCUUUCAUAGAGGAUAGUUUGACACGAAUUAACAACACAAUUCUUGGAAUAUGGUUUCAGCUGAUUCUUUCAGAAGUGCAAGCCGAUAUACAUGUACCGGAUAAUGUGCCCUGACAGAUGGUAACAUGCUGAUUAUUUUUAAUUUCGAAAUGUUAAUGCUUGGACAAUGUUGGCAUAGAGUACCAUUGUUAAACAGGGUAGUUUCAUGUUAACUUGUUUUAGCACAUGUAUUAGUGACGAAUGUCAUACAGUGGUACCCAACUGAAGUACUAAGUUAUUUGUAUUCUUAAAGGGGAACCGCUCAAUCCCAUGGAUUGCACCAAAGAAUCAUGGGACACUAUUGUUUAUGUUGUUUACAAUGUUAAUCUAUCUUUUGUUAUCCAUUGUUAUUUUAAUCCAGAAAGUAAAUUUGUUGUAAAAUUAAUCUUAACUGGAAGG
This is a messenger RNA of Saccoglossus kowalevskii, 2128 nucleotides long. RefSeq names its product protein FAM43A-like. The record is from RefSeq and is a predicted model, not a curated record. Lineage: Eukaryota; Metazoa; Hemichordata; Enteropneusta; Harrimaniidae.